AAAAAAAGAUCUGCCCAAUUAUUCAUAUCUAGCCCCUUCAAAACUUUGGCUCACUUCGCCACUGAUUUGUUUCAUCACACUUCUAUGCAAAUACUUACGCCUAUAGAAUAGAAUACAUUAUAUCCUACAUAGAGUAAAUCAUGUAUAGUACUAUUGGUUCAAGUAGCAUCAUGUGACCGAAUAUAUUUCAACUCUGACGUCAUACCUCGAUAUAUUUUUGGAUACUAGUAUAUCGAGGUCUGACAUCAUUAUUUCACAAAACUGGAUCUAGCUAAACUCUCAGGCACACCGGCCAGCGCGCUCUCUCUCCCGGGCAAGUCCAGCGAUGUGUCGGCACAGGCACUGAUCUGCGUUCUGCUGAGCACGAUGGCUCAGAGAAAAAUUCCCAUUCAGCCGUUGGACUGAACUGGUACUGUAACACAGUAUGGAUGGUCAAUAUGAAGCAAGCUUCAUCGAAUUCCUCCAAGAGCUCUGUACUCUGUUCUGAUCAUUUUGAAGAUGCUUGCUUUGACAGGACUGGGCAAACGAUUCGUCUAAGACAGGAUGCUGUCCCAACCACAUUUAAUUUGCCGCCUCGUCAUCAGAAGAAUGCACACAAACCAGGGAAACCCUCGAAAGAAAGUCAUUUAGAUUCAGCAAGCAACCUCCCAGAUACUGCAAAGACACCUGUACCAAAGUCUUCAGCACCUUCCCUGGGACUACUACUCAAUGCCAAAAAUCUAAGAGGGAUGGAGACCAGCAGCAUGGCAGCAGGAGCUAAUGUUGGUCGUGAUGAGGCAUAUACCACCAUCAACAAUGCUGCAAUUGCAGUCACCACCACCAAGUCUGCUUCUGUCACUGCCAUCACCAUUGCCACCGCCAUUACCAAGACCACUCCUGACACAAAGCCCCCAAGUCCUCAACUGACCAGAUAUUGCAGCUGGAGAAGGAUAUACCAGGAACUUCAAAGCCAGGGCUUGCCAGUCUCCUACAAUAAGAAAAAUGCCAUGGGCCCAUCUAAUGAACUAGUAGUAGAAUAUUUGGCCACAGUUGUAGAAAUGCAGAGACUAACAUACUGCCACAGGUGAGGUUUUGUCCACAGUUCCAGAAGGACACAAAAUAGUAUCAGAAAGUCAUGCCAGAAUCAACAACUGAAGGGUUUGAAGAGCCAGAUAAAGAGCCUAGAAAUGUGAUUUAAACGUACUUCAAUCACAUGCACAGUAGGAGCAAAAACAGCAGCAAACACACAGGAGAUGUAACACUACAUUGAUCAACAGCAACAACUACAGCAGCAUCAACAAUUUCUGCAGGAGAUGCAAAAACCACACUGGCAACCUCAACAACAUCAAGGUGUCCAACAAACACUCCGGGAACGUUAACAGCAACCACAGCUUCAGCUGGAGUUUCAACAAA
Messenger RNA from Lytechinus variegatus (green sea urchin), 1392 nucleotides. Its product is annotated as THAP domain-containing protein 5-like. NCBI's taxonomy places the organism in Eukaryota, Metazoa, Echinodermata, Echinoidea, Temnopleuroida, Toxopneustidae. The record is from RefSeq and is a predicted model, not a curated record. Bases 429 to 1067 code for a protein of 212 amino acids. The transcript is spliced from 6 exons.